This is a messenger RNA of Sodiomyces alkalinus F11, 3099 nucleotides long. RefSeq names its product PDZ domain-containing protein. The coding region runs from base 1 to 3099 and encodes 1032 amino acids. Gene Ontology annotation, biological process: proteolysis. Gene Ontology annotation, molecular function: serine-type endopeptidase activity; protein binding. NCBI's taxonomy places the organism in Eukaryota, Fungi, Ascomycota, Sordariomycetes, Glomerellales, Plectosphaerellaceae. The transcript is spliced from 4 exons. The record is from RefSeq and is a predicted model, not a curated record.
AUGAACAACACCACCACCAACCAGUCCCCGCGCUCCAAGCGCAAGGCGCCCUCCAGCCCGGAAGCCGGCGCCCGCCCGCACAAGCAGCUCCGACCGGGUCCUGUCAACGGCAGGAUGUCCGCCGGUGAUAACACCCCGGAUAUGGACCUCGAGGAGUCGCCCGUGUACGUGGAGGAGGAGGACGACGAGUACGCCCGCCUACAGCCCGUCUAUUCCACCACGACCCAGGAACCAGAGGCCUGGCAGCGGACCAUUGAGAAGGUCAUCAGCAACGUCGUUUCCAUCCGCUUUUGUCAGACCUGCUCUUUCGACACCGACCCGGCCUUGACGAGUGAAGCCACUGGCUUUGUCGUGGAUGCCGAGAGGGGUUACAUCUUGACGAAUCGUCACGUUGUCGGCUCCGGUCCCUUCUGGGGAUUUGUCGUCUUCGAUAACCAUGAGGAGGUUGAUGCGUACCCCGUCUACCGUGACCCCGUCCACGAUUUUGGUAUUCUGCGCUUCGACCCCAAGGCUCUCCACUAUAUAAACAUCGAAUCACUGGAGCUACGGCCAGACCUCGCGAAGAUCGGCGUCGAAAUCCGGGUUGUCGGUAACGAUGCCGGCGAGAAGCUCAGUAUCUUGUCUGGCUUCAUAAGCCGUCUGGACCGGAACGCCCCAGAGUACGGAGAGGGAUACAGCGACUUCAACACAUGCUACUACCAGGCAAACGCGGCUGCGAGUGGUGGCAGCUCCGGCAGUCCUGUCGUCAACAUUGACGGCUAUGCAGUCGCCCUGCAAGCCGGCGGGCGGAGCGACGGCGCUUCGACCGACUACUUCCUCCCCCUCGACCGACCGCUACGAGCGCUACAGUGUAUCCAGCAAGGAAAGCCCGUGACAAGAGGAGACGUCCAGUGCCAGUUCCUCCUAAAACCCUUCGACGAGUGUCGUCGUCUCGGACUCACGGCCGAGUGGGAGGCCUUGGCCCGGAAGACGUUCCCCAAGGAGAACAACAUGCUCGUCGCCGAGAUCGUCCUGCCGGAAGGACCGUCCUACGGCAAGCUGCAAGAAGGUGACAUUCUCAUCAAGGUGAACGGCGAGCUGGUGACGCAGUUUAUCCGGCUCGAUGAGAUUCUCGAUUCGAACGUCGGGCAGUCGAUCAAGAUACAACUGCAGCGAGGCGGCAAGGACAUGGAAGUGGAUGUCGAUGUGGGCAACCUGCACAAGAUCACGCCGGACCGCUUCAUAUCCGUAGGCGGGGCCAGCUUCCAUGAUAUAUCAUACCAGCAGGCACGUCUGUACGCUGUGGCCUGCAAGGGAGUGUUCGUCUGCGAGGCCACGGGAUCUUUCAGAUUUGACGGCGCCGAUAAUGGGUGGAUUAUCAACACGGUGGCUGGGAAGGAAACGCCCGACCUGGACGCCUUUAUGGACGUGAUGAAGGCGAUCCCGGACCGGGCGCGCGUGGUCGUCACUCACAAACACCUCCGUGAUCUCCACACGGUCCACACAAGCGUCAUCCACGUCGAUAGGCAUUGGUCUGCGAAGAUGAAGAUGGCGAUUAGGAACGACGAAACCGGGCUCUGGGACUUUGUGGAUCUGGGCGAUCCCCUGCCGCCGGUACCGACGGUCCCUCAAUCCGGUUCCUUUAUCCAACUGCAGAACACGACACACCCGGCCGUGGCUGACCUUGUAAGGAGCUUCGUACUCGUCAGCUGCACCAUGCCCGUGAAGCUGGACGGUUUCCCGAAGAACAAGAAAUGGGGCAUGGGCCUGGUGAUAGAUGCCGACGCGGGCUUGGUGGUCAUCUCCCGCGCCAUCGUCCCGCACGACCUCUGCGAUGUCGACAUCACCAUCGCCGAUACCAUCUUCGUCGACGGCAAGGUCGUCUUCCUCCACCCGUUACAGAACUACGCCGUCAUCCAGUACGACCCGAAGCUCGUGGAAGCCCCCGUGCUGAGCGCAAGGCUGAGCACCGAGCAGAUCACGCAGGGUUCCUCGACCAACUUUAUCGGCUACAACAGGAUGGGCCGCGUGGUGCACGCCACCACUACGGUGACGGAAAUCACGCCCGUCGCGAUCCCCGCCAACUCGGGGGCGCCCCGCUACCGCGCCGUCAACGUCGACGCCAUCACCGUCGACACCAACCUCAGCAACCAGUGCGGCAGCGGUGUUCUCGUGGCGCCGGACGGCUCGGUGCAGGCGCUGUGGCUGACCUACCUCGGCGAGCGGUCUCCCUGCACUAACCGUGACGAGGAGUACCACCUGGGCCUGGCCACGCCGACGCUGCUCCCGGUCAUCUCGCAGAUCCAGCAGGGCAUCGCGCCCAAGCUGCGGCUCCUCUCGGUCGAGUUUCGGGCGAUCAAGAUGCUGCAGGCGCGGGACAUGGGCGUGCCGGACGAGUGGAUCCGAAAGGUGACGGAGGCCAACAAGACGCAGCACCAGCUGUUCAUGGUCAGCAACCGGACGUUCGAGCGGGGCGACCGCGACCAGCAGAACGCGCUGCUGGAGGGCGACAUCGUGCUGAGCCUCAACGGGCAGGUGAUCACGCGGGUGUCGGAGCUGGACGUGAUGUACUCGCACGAGGUGCUGGAGGCCGAGAUCGUCCGGGUGAAGGAGGUGACGAGGAUCCGGGUGCACACGGUGGCGGCGGACGACGUGGAGACGGACCACGCCGUCUCGUUUUGCGGCGCGAUCCUGCAGCGGCCGCACCACGCCGUGCGUCAGCAGAUUAGCAAGCUGCACAGCGAGGUCUAUGUGUCGGCGCGCACCCGGGGUUCGCCGGCUUACCAGUACGGACUUGCGCCGACCAACUUUGUCACGCACGUCAAUGACCGGCCGACUCCGGAUUUGGAGACGUUCAUUGCGACUGUGCAGGAGAUUCCGGACAACACAUACUUCCGCCUCAGGGCUUGCACAUUCGACUCUGUACCCUGGGUCGUGACCAUGAAGAAGAACGAGCACUACUUCCCCACGGUGGAAUGGAUCAAGGACCCCUCGGAGGCGUCCGGCUGGCGACGCAAGACUUAUGACCGUGGAGAGGUCUUCGAAGGCGAAGGGCCGGACGGUCUGCAUACUAAUACGGAAGACGCGGACAUGGGAGAGGAGAUUACACCUACUUCAUAA